UUCCCUGCAGAAAGGAGAGGAAGUGUGAGAAUCAAUGGGAGGUUCUGUGUUUCAUUUGGUUGAUCAUCAUUUGUGAGGAGCGUGAUUCAAAUUUGAAAUUCGCCCAAACUAGAAUACUUUCGGCAGUCCUUCAGCAAAGGCAAAUUUAGAGUCACUGUGUCCCGAGGUGUGGCUGAGAAUCAUCUGUCCACGUUUUGCCAGAAUCAGCUGGUGGUGCGUCUGCCGGCCCCCCCGCCGCCCCCCCCAGAGGAAGCACCGCGGCCCCCGGCCUUCUCUCUCACCUGGCUCCAGCAUCCAGAGGGUUGUUUCGGCGCCUGCAGCCGCUCGAGAGAGGAGCAGAGUUCAUUUGUGUAGUUGCUUGUUGUUCUUGCAUUGGAGUUUUGAAGAAGAUCUCUGUGCUAGGGCCAGACUUCAAAAUGUGUCUCAUCCCGAGUCGGAGGAAAGGUGGCGACAGUGACGCAGCAUCCGCUUUUAUUGGCCUUUUAAAAUGGAGAGGAAACACGACAGAAGAGAACAGAUUGCCUGUGCAGGGAAUCCUAAUCUUUAGUUGAGAUAUUGAUGUGAUUUACACACUCUUUUAACUGCAUAUGAAAGCAAAGUGAAGAGUAUCCUGCUGUCAUUGAGUCAGGAUGUUUAUCAUCAAGACGGUGCUGUUGCUGCUUCAUCGCCGCUUCAUCGCCAAACAAAGACGACGAGUGACAAGUGUCCACACCCCCCCACCGCAGAGUCAUGGUUUCCUGUGGAGGGUUCGAUUCUCCCUGUCCUCUGGCUGCUCCUAAUCCACAGGUAAAGUAUCAAGAUGACCCAAACCACUGAACCAGGUACGUAUUCAAUGUGUAAGACGACUGCAACACAGACUACCCUAUUUAAUAGCUAUAACCAAAAACAUACAGAAAAUAAUUGACCUGAGCUGAUGCUGUCCAUCCCAUUUGAAAAACAAACAAAGAACAUUUUCACUUUCACAUUUUUCAGGUGUUAGUUUGUAGUUUUUUUUAGCAAAUAUCCCGUCAGUCAGGUCUACUUACUUGUUCCCUGAUUAUUCUGACACUUUUCCAUUUGUCAAAUUACAAAUAAUGUUAGUGCUGGUAAAAAAACACACCAGCAAAAGUCAGGAUUUAUAAAUGCUCAUGGGGAAAUGAUAGCAAAAUAUAAUUUCAAGAAAGUCACAUGCCAGCAAAAAAAACACGUGAUACAGUUUAUUUGCCCAGUUGUUUGAGGUGAUAAGUCCCAACUAAACACACAUUGAACUGGCUCCUUUUGACAGCUUGAGCUCUGGACUUUGAUAAAAGGAGGUGGGUUAGGUCAAAGAGGUUCAAUUACAGAAGUUUUGGUAAAAUGUAUGUUUGCUAAACAAAGAUGGUAGUUUCUGUAGUUAACUGAGUUUCACACGGAGUCAUGUUAUCCCAUUGAAUCACUACAAGAAAGCUCCUGUAAAGCAACAUGUAGGUAAAUGUCACUUACCGAACAUUAGGAACCUGCCAUCAGUCAACCAGGAAGACAUAUAAGAUGAUUCAUGGAAUAUUUCUUAAAAGAUCAAUCUGUUUUUACUUUAUCCAACCCAUGUGCCUUUCUUUGGACUGAUAUCUUAGCUAGUUUAUUUAAAUGUAUUAAUAAAUAAUAUUGGAGCUUUCUCAACAGAAGCUUUAGUGAUCUAUAAUCCUAACUGAGUCAUCACUGGUUACGAUGUUCAACAGGCGGUGGCUCAAUCUGACAUAAUAAAAGCAGUAUUAUUCAUCCUGUCAGUAGUGGUUACUCAGAUAUGUAAAUACUCGCUAUAAGUGCAAUUAUUUAUAUUCGAUAUGUUAGGAUGGUAACAUAAGUAGUUAAAGUAGGUUUAUUCCACAUGAGCGUGGCACAGUAAAUGUGGCACUGGAGUCAAGAUCAAUCAGGCAAUAAAGGGCAGUUAAUGCAUGACUUGCUUAUAUGACUUUACAAUUAGUGACAUCCAUGUCAUUUUUCAAGUAAUAGGAAGUAUAUUUUCCCCCUCCAGCUUCUUAAAUGAGAAUAUUCUCUGGAUUCUUUACUCUAUGACUGAAAACUGGAUAUUCUUUACUUAAGGAAAAAAACCAUGUGCGUCAUUUGAGGACAUCACAUUUGGCAGUAGUAGUAAGUCAGAUAUGUAAAUAAUUUAUAUAAGUUUAAGUAUUUCUUUCUUCAGCUUUUUAAAAGGCAAUGUUUUCUGGUUUCUUUACUCCUCUUUGACCGUAAAUCUUUUUUAGUUAUACUUAAGGAACAAAACCAUUUGAGUCAUCUUCUUUGGCUUUUGGAAACACUGGCCAACAUGUUUUUGUUUUUUAACAUUUUCUGACAUUUGAGAGACCGAACCACAACCAUCUCAUAAUCGGAAAAAAAAAUCAACAUAUAAUAAACGAAAAUGAUCAGUCCUAGUUUCCUGUAUUUUAGAUAAGAAACCUGCAUGUGACAGGAAGCUGUCAAUACAGUAAGAGUUUAAAACAAACCUAAACCUAUUUUUUUUACACUAUAUGAAUUACAAUUAAGUUUGUCAACAUUAUAAACAAAUCAAACAUAUUGUGUUAUUUUGUGUUCCAAUAAAAAAAAAUGUACUGUCUGAUAAACAGCGGUGCAAUGUACUUCUAAAUAUGAGGCCAACCCAGAGAUGAUUGUUAUUGUUGACAGUAUGGUGUGUUCUUUACAGAUUUAAACGUUUUUUUAAUGUGCCUGUCAUAACUAGAGAGUAUUGCAGGUUGUCCACUCAGCCUGGAGGAAAGACAACUUCUUUUCAGUAGUCGUCCCUUUGAAUGAACUCGGCUGUUGUGAAUCUGAAGUCAUGAGGAUUUCAUCAGACCACAGAAGCCAUGCCUUGGAUUCCCCUGAAGAGAGGGAAGUCUGCCCGGCAACAGCUGGACGAGAGAGGCCUGUUCCAGGAGUACAGGAAGAAGUUUCCAUACAACCCGGCAGCUAAGUUUCUCCCAAGGGUCGAGCAGACUGUGGUGCCAUUGACCUUUGACCCUGAUACUACAUACUAUGGAGAGAUUGGCAUCGGGACCCCUCCUCAGCUCUUUAAAGUCCUCUUUGACACCGGCUCCUCCGACUUCUGGGUUCCCUCCACAAGCUGCAACAGCUCCGCCUGUGGCAAUCAUGUAAUGUUCAGCAGCUCGGCGUCCUCCACUUUUGAGGCCGGCACAAAUACUUUCCGCAUAUCGUACAUCAGCGGAUAUGCAUCAGGAACCACAGGAUAUGAUAUCGUAAAGGUAGGCGACCUCUACGUGGAGCACCAGAUCGUUGGCCUCGCUGACGAAGAGGCGGAUUUCCUUGACUAUGUUCCCUGGGAUGGGAUUCUUGGUCUGGCCUUCCCUGGCUUGUCAGACGAGGGAGGCACACCUAUAUUUUACAACAUGUGGAACCAGGGCAACAUCCCCCACAAUAUGUUCUCCAUGUACCUGAGCAGUUCUCUAGAGGGCAGUAUGCUUUUUCUGGGAGGAACAGAUAGCAGCUAUUACUCUGGAACCCUAAACUGGAUCCCCCUGUACGGAGCCACUAACUAUUGGAACAUCCAGAUACAAAGCAUCACCAUCAAUGGGAACACUGUGGCCUGCUCUGGAGGUUGUGAAGCAGUAGUGGACUCUGGGACUUCUUACAUCAUCGGCCCAAGCAAAGAAAUUAACAACAUCAACGGCUGGCUGGGAGCCUCCACAAAUCAGUUUGGUGAAGCUUCUGUGAGCUGCAGGAACACGAAUAGCUUGCCAGAAAUUAUUUUCAACAUAAACGGCUACAACUUUGCUCUUCCUCCAUCAGCCUACGUAAUACAGUCUUCGUCCGGCUGCAGCACAGGGUUUGGAGCCGGCAUCUGGAUCCUGGGAGAGGUGUUCAUGCGGCAGUACUACACCGCCUUCGACAUCGGAAACAACAGGGUGGGCUUUGCUCAGUCUGUGUGAAAACACUGGGCCUCUUUGAAAUGAUAGUAGCUGUUUGUUAGUCGCUUCAGACAGCUGCUGAUAUUUAGAAAGUAAUUGAUUUUAUUUUUAUAAUCACAAUUCACUAUUCCACAAAUGAUAUACUUAUGCUCAAGUAAAAGUAGAAGAUAAUAAGAGAUAAGAUAAGAUAGUACUUUAUUGAUCCCAAUUUUUGGAAAUACUCUGUUACAAGUACAAACUUCUGAAUUUGUGUUCAGUUCUGCACACUGUCGUAUAGGAUAUUAUAUAUUAUAACAAGUUAUAAUGAUUGAUGUAUGAAUAUGUUCAUUAUUGUUGCAGCUGGUAAAGGAGAAGCAUAUUUUACUUUAUUUACUAUAUAUACUGCCAAGUAGCUUGCAAAAUCGUUUAUUAACCUAUGAUAAUACCUGCUAAAUUAAUCUGAAUUGUCAGAAUGACUAAGGCUAUCAAAUAAAUGUAAUGCAGUGAAGUAAGAACAGCACUUGAGUAAAUGUAGUUAGGCUACUGUCCACCACCACAAACUAUCGUGUAAAAGCAGUCAUAUUUGUGAAUGACACUAAUAAACAUAACCUUUCAGAUCUUA
This is a messenger RNA of Notothenia coriiceps (black rockcod), 4476 nucleotides long. RefSeq names its product pepsin A-like. NCBI's taxonomy places the organism in Eukaryota, Metazoa, Chordata, Actinopteri, Perciformes, Nototheniidae. The record is from RefSeq and is a predicted model, not a curated record. The transcript is spliced from 9 exons. Gene Ontology annotation, molecular function: aspartic-type endopeptidase activity. Gene Ontology annotation, biological process: proteolysis. Bases 2817 to 3896 code for a protein of 359 amino acids.